AGAUAAAUAAAAUAAUUUUGGAACCACACUCGUACGAUUUAACGAGAACGAUCAACUCAAAACUACUAUGUUAGAAGAUUUUUGUUUCAAUGGAGAUGUUUUAUAAACCAAAAAAAAUAUCCCCACAAAAUGUUGUUAUACGUUUAAACAAUAGACAAAUAUAUUCAUAUAGGAAACCUGGUACACAUUUCUAUGCUGUUAGACAAUUCUAUCAGAAUGUCUUUCCUAACUUUACAGUAAUAAAUAUAGAAAAACCUCCAUGUUUUUUAAGAAAAUUCAGUCCCGAUGGAAAGCAUUUCAUUGCUUUUUCUGCCGACCAAGCCUGUUUGGAAAUAUAUGUUUAUCGAGGACCUGCAGCAGCUGCUGAUUUAUUAAGAAACUCUGAAGAACAAAAUGACGAACAACGUAGAUUUGAUAUUAAAAGUAAAAUGUUUGAUAGGUUUUUUACUUUGAAACACCUUGUAAAUUUGGCUAAAGGUACAGAACAGCUGAACAGAGAAUGUAGCCUUUUUAGCGAAGAUGGACGAUACGUUAUAAUAGGAUCAGCGUCCUUUAUUCCUGAAGAAAUUCGUCCACAUUUUUAUGAAAUAUAUACAAGUAAUGAGUCCGUCACCCCAAAUUUGCAAUCACCAUUAGAAGAUUAUACAUUGUAUUUAGUAGAUUUAUAUUUGGGGAAAUUAUGUGACAUUCGACAAUUUAAAGUUGACAAAAUUUUCCUAUCACACAAUCAGGGAUUGUACCUUUAUAGAGAUACCUUAGCAGUGUUAUCUGUACAACAUCAGCUGAUCCAUAUCUUUCAAAUUUUAGACGGCAUGUUUGUGGACAUAAAAAACAUCGGAAGAUUUUGUUUUGAAGAUGAUUCUUAUAUUUACAACUCCGUUUAUCCAUCUGAAAGGGCGUUUAGGGAAACUUGUAUUAACUCUUUAAAACAUAGGUUAAUCACUUUUUUGUACAAGAGGGCUGCAACAUUGAGUUCAAGAGACAAUAAUCCUACAGAACUAAGAAAGUUUUAUCAUUAUUUUGGUAAUUUUGUUUCUCUGAAAAUGUGGAAAAUGCAAUUGCUAGAUGAGAACACAUUGUUAAUAAAAUAUGCUAGUGAAGAUGUUGUUACAUUAAAGUCUACGGAUGUGAGCAGUCAGCCACAAUUUUUUGUUGUGUACGAUAUGAAAUCGAGCAAUAUUCUUGCUGUCUAUGAGAAUUCGUCAAAAGAUUUAUUACAUCUCUUUGAAAACUUUGGAGAUUUUUUUCGAAACGCGAACAUUUUCAAUGAUACACCGUUCUCUUCCAGUCCUGCAAACAAUUUGUUUUCGAGAUUACUGUUAAGACGUUUUAAACAAACUAUAAUUAAUGCAAAGUUUGGUGGACAAACUGAGGCUAAUAAAAGAUUAUUGGCCCAAUUACCUAUAAGUUCACAAUCUUAUAGUUGCUCUCCCUAUCUGGAUUUAGGUUUAUUUAGUUAUGAUGAGAAAUGGAUUUCGGUGAUGGAAAGGCCGAAGGCUUGCGGUGAACAUCCCAUUAGGUUUUAUUCUAGAGAUUCAGGAUUUCUGCGAUUUAAAAUAUGUGCUGGAAGUAUUAGAUCGACUACACCCACUGUAAGAAGAUUAGUGGCAUUUACUUUUCAUCCAACUGAUCCUUUUGCUAUAUCAGUUCAACGAGCAAAUGCUGAAUAUAUUGUAAAUUUCCAUUUGCGCCACGAUAAUAUGUGCACAAAUGUUGAUGAUGAUGAUGAAAGUCAAUAUUUAAUAAAUUUUUUAUAAAUAGUUAUUUAAAUUUUAUACGUUUGUAUAAUAUAUUUUUUAAAUAGAA
Messenger RNA from Psylliodes chrysocephalus, 1806 nucleotides. The record is from the annotation of a GenBank genome assembly. Lineage: Eukaryota; Metazoa; Arthropoda; Insecta; Coleoptera; Chrysomelidae.